Molecule: messenger RNA, 3063 nt
Organism: Triplophysa rosa
Lineage: Eukaryota; Metazoa; Chordata; Actinopteri; Cypriniformes; Nemacheilidae
Gene: eps8l2
Product: EPS8 like 2
Exons: 19
Coding region: 566-2539 (657 amino acids)
Biological process (GO): Rho protein signal transduction; positive regulation of ruffle assembly; regulation of Rho protein signal transduction
Cellular component (GO): vesicle; plasma membrane; ruffle membrane
Molecular function (GO): actin binding
Source: RefSeq, a predicted model, not a curated record
UUGGAUAAAGCACUGUGUGUUAUUCUGUUUUACCGUUAAUCUGAAGUGAAUGUUUUGUGCAGAGCUGAUUUAUUGGGCUGACGUAAAACAAACAGCGAUAUGAUAUGCGUUUUGUACUGGGGAGAAAGGGUUUAUGUGCGUAUAACAGGGGUUCACCUUUGACCUGGAAUUAAAGGGGCAGGUGAAGCACAACUCCAACCUGUCAGUCCGUAACUUUUUCAUGAGACCAUGGAGGUCUUGAACACAGAGUUUUACGUUUGAAACCCUCGGUUCCAUACCUAGGUAGGAAAUGAUGUUUUUAUUCCAGAAAUAGUGAGUGUGACGUUGUUUCUGUUCUUGAUCGAAAUAGAAAUUGCAUGUUGGUCAUCUGACAUCGACUCAUAAACAAGAAUCCUCUGGCGUGUUUUAUUGCUGCUCUUUGAUAUCCGUAUUGGUGGCCUGUGUUUGCUUUUGACUUUUAUAGGACGGAUCGUAACGCUUACGCUGACUACUCUUUCAUACGUCUUGUCUGUUUUUGAGCAUAAAAACCUCUCGCGUACGUCGUCCUGCUUGUCCUCUUACAAAAAUGUGGGACAAUUCAGAGCAACGGAAGAAAUACUCCAACUCAAAUGUCAUCAUGCAGGAUACGUCGCAGUACCACGUGCAGCAUCUGUCCACCUUCAUCAUGGAUAAGACAGAGUCAAUCGCCACGGUGGACGAUGCCAUCAAGAAGCUCAUCCUGUUGGACUCCAAAGACAAAAUCUGGGCGCAGGAGAUGCUGCUGCAGGUGACGGACAAAUCCAUCAAACUCCUGGACUGUGGGACCAAGGAGGAGCUUGAGAACUUUCCUCUGUCCACCGUCCAUCACUGUCAGACGCUGCUGAACCAGGCGCGAUACCCUUCAGUCCUUCUUCUCAUCUGUCAGGACAAUGAACAGCACAAACCCGACAUCCACUUCUUCUACUGCGAUGAGGUUGAGGCAGAGAUGGUGCAUGCUGACAUUGACAGCGCUCUCGGAGAUGAUCAACGGGGCAAGAAGAUGCGGCCACAGACGCUCAAGCUGAACCAAGAAAAGAUGAAACGCCAUCGGGAGACCAUCAUCCCACCCUCUGAGCCGAAAGGUCCUGCCCCUGGGGUCAAAGGUCGAGUCGCAGCCACAGAUAUGAAAGGUGAUUUGUCGCCGCAGGACCCCGAGUCCAAUAUGAAACUGGCCCAGCUCAUUGAGAAGGACGUGCAAAUCCUGAACUGCGCCCUGGACGACAUCGAGAUCUUCGUGGCGCGUCUUCACAAAGCGGCAGAAGCUUUUGCUCAGCUCAACCAGCGCAACCGAAGCAAGAAAAAUAAAAAGAAGGGACCAGCAGAGGGCAUGUUAACACUGCGAGCGAGACCUCCAUCAGAAGCCGAGUUCGUUGACUGUCUGCAGAAGCUCAAACUUUCUUUUAACCUGCUGGCCAAACUGAAGAAGCACAUCCAGAACCCCAGUGCUGCUGAACUCGUGCAUUUUCUGUUCGGACCUCUUGAGCUAAUAUUGCAGAACUGUGGCAGUCCCGAUCUUCCGCGCAUGGUCCUCUCUCCUCACAUGUCCCAGGACACCGUGGUCUUCCUGAGAGGUCACCUGACCCCUAAAGAGUUGACCAGCUACGAGGUGCUGGGUGACGCAUGGACUCGGCCCAGAGCUGAUUGGCCGAAAGAGCAGUGCGCUCCUCUGUAUGUGCCGAAGUUUCGGAACGGCUGGGAGCCGCCGGUGGAAUUGUUCCGCACAUCGCCAUGGGAGACGGAGAGUGUGGAGGUCCCAAAGAGCGCAGCGUUGCCGAAAUCCCCAGCGCAGCCAGAAUACAGAAAAGAAGAGUUCUUUGGAUCACAGUCGCCGGUGUCGAACGGGUCUUACUCGACGCCGUCUUCUCCUCGCAAGUAUGCAAAGAUUCGCUAUCACUUUGUUGCACGGAACGCCAAUGAGCUCUCAGUUCUACAGGAUGAAGUUCUGGAGGUGUUGGAGGACGAUAAGCAGUGGUGGAAGUUGAGGAACAGAAGCGGUCAGGCGGGAUUCGUGCCGUAUAAUAUCCUGGAUGUCGUGAAGCUAGAGGAACCUUACGGCAUAAACGAUCCACCAUACAGUCCGUCCUAUCGAGGACAGUCUCCCUCCGGCUCAUUGGGGAAUGACAAAGACAGUCACAACCAACACAUGGAAAAAGUGAACGACGAGCUGCUUCUGCUGAUCACCAACAGUAAGGUGAAUCCACCCGCCAGGAACUUUAAGGUGGAACGUCACCCCAGCUCCGCCGUGCCGCUGACCUUUGACUCUAACCCUGCGCAGGUCACCACGUGGCUCAACUCCAAGGGCUUCAGCAAACCGACGGUGGAGCGUCUGGGCAUCCUGACAGGUGCACAGCUGUUCUCCCUCAAUAAGGAGCAUCUGAAGUCUGUGUGCGGAGACGAGGGCUCGAGGGUCUACAGUCAGAUCACUGUGCAGAAAGCACAACUGGAGAAGAGUCAAGGAGAAUCUGAACUCCAGGAAAUCAUGAAGAAACGGCAAGAGAAAAUCGAAUCCGGCGACAUCUGAUCGCGCUCACUGGAACUGUCAAUCAAAGCGUCACCUGGCAACAGUAGCUGAUCGACGGAACCCUUUAAUGAACUCAGAUGAUGAAGUGUAGAUUCUGCCAUGCUGUCCUCCAAACGUCUAAUCUGACGUAUUUUUUAAUUGUAUAUUUAUUGUUGGUGCUUUUUAAUAUUAGUGUAUGUACGGACCUUACUGUCAUUUAUCCAUAUCCAGAAGUUUCCAAAUCUUCUUCAUGUUGAUAAAUGCUUAUAAACUCUUACUGCAUGAAAACAAUGUGCGAGUCAAACAUGUCCAUGUGCAUAUACAGUAUGCUGUAUAUAAAACCUGGACAUAUUCUUGACAGAUUGAGAAUUUUUGUCUGUAAACAGAGUGAAUGUUUAGAAUGUUCUGGAAGUCUGUACUGAGAAAUGCAUCAUGCUGCGUAUGUAAAUAAUGUGCUAAAACUAGUCUCAACACACACGUUCUCAUGCUGAUCAUUGUCAUGUAUGAAUGAAGCAAGAACAGUAAAUUGAUCUCUUUCUAUUCCA